CUCUCUCUCUCUCUCUCUCUCUCUCCAUAAAUCCGCAAUCCACCUUUCCUAUAAACCAUCUUUUCUUUCACAAUACAAAAACCACUACCCUCACUCCUACAGUGGCCACUUCACUUGUUUUUUUCCGACCAGACUAGUCAUAUCCUCACCUUUGAGAUUUUUGUACCCUUCUCUGUCUCUCUCCUUCUCUCUCUCUCAAGCAUUUUCUUCUCUUUGUCUUUGUUGUACUGGCCCGUCCCAUCCACUGGAUCACAAUCUUCAUCUUGUUAACGUUACUUUGUAAAAACCAGUAGUACUCGUCUUGAUCUGGGUCAAUUUUUACAAUCCGAGCACUAAAAUUAUGUCACUGGACAUGAUGGCCCCCGAACGUGUUUGUUAUGUUCACUGCAACUUCUGCAACACCAUUUUAGCGGUAAAUGUUCCAUGCAGCAAUUUGUUGAACAUUGUAACUGUUAGAUGUGGGCAUUGUUCUAAUCUGCUGUCAGCUAACAUGGGAACAUCGCUUCAAGCUGUCGUUCCUCCUCAAGAGCCCCAGAAGCAUGAGCACCUGAGCCCUGAAGACUGUGGGUCAUCAUCCAAAUGCAGCAAGUUGUCUGCAUUUGAGACUAUAGAGCAUGAACAACCUAGAAUGCCUCCCAUCCGCCCCCCAGAGAAGAGACAACGGGUUCCUUCAGCAUAUAACAGGGAGGAAAUCCAAAGGAUUAAGGCUAGUAAUCCUGACAUCAGUCACAGGGAAGCUUUCAGUACGGCUGCAAAAAAUUGGGCACAUUUCCCACACAUUCAUUUUGGGUUAAAGCUGGAUGGUACCAAACAAGCAAAGACGACGACGUUGGACCAGGCAUUUGCAGAACCAGAGGGAACUCAAAAGUCUAGUGGAUUCUACUAAAAGGAAAAUGGCAUCCUGUGAGUAGCUACACUAGCCAGCAUGCAGCUAGUUUUUCUAUGCAAGUACUGAAAAGUAUUGAGGUUGAUGUUAACCAAACAGCAGGAAGACAUGAACCUCCAUCCCCCGUGUUAAUUAUUAUAUUAUAUGUGUGUUUAGUUUUUGCAACUACUGCUGAUAAUUGAUGAUAAGUGCUGGCUGCUAUAUAUUCUUGUGAUUGCAUUUA
This is a messenger RNA of Juglans regia (Persian walnut), 1109 nucleotides long. Its product is annotated as putative axial regulator YABBY 2. The transcript has 6 exons. Gene Ontology annotation, biological process: multicellular organism development; cell fate commitment. Bases 341 to 886 code for a protein of 181 amino acids. Gene Ontology annotation, cellular component: nucleus. The record is from RefSeq and is a predicted model, not a curated record. Lineage: Eukaryota; Viridiplantae; Streptophyta; Magnoliopsida; Fagales; Juglandaceae.